AGAAGAGGAGCCGCAGCCCGCGGCGCCGGGAAGGAGAACGGGGAACGGGAAAAAGUUCGAGUGGCCGCGCAACAGGUCACAUCGUCAGCAACCUUCCCGGGCUGCAUCCCUCCCUCCUGCCAGGUAGACGUUAAUGAGGGCCCUGGCUCCGCAUCCCGCCCAGCGCUUGACGCACACACAGUAGGCACCUCAGUGUCGCCAGGACAGCCAGCCUGCGGGGGGCGCGGCCUCCCUCCCCAGCGGGGAGGGCGGGAGCAGAGGCCAGGGCGCCCCCACCCGGACGCUCCUGGGGGAGGGGGCGCGGACGGGGAGGACUUAAAGCGGGGAGGGGGAAGGCGGAGGAGGAGAGCGCUCGAGGACCGCGAGUUGGAGUUGGAACAAUCCGUAGCGGCCCAAGCAUGAAGCGCAAGCGAGAGGAAGGUCCCGAGGUUCAGUGGCUGCCCGAGGGCUUCUGCGAGGGCGAAGACAACCGCCCCCGGGCCGCGGCCCCGACCCGGAGCAGGAGCCGGAGCCGAAGCCGCAGCCGCAGCCGCAGCUCCAGCCCCAACCCGGGCGCCGGCCCCAGCCCCUCGGGGCAAUCCGAGCGGCCCCAGCUGCCCCCGAGCUCGCUCUUCAACCUGUCUCUCCUCAAGCUCCACUAUGGCCUCCGGCAGGUCGAGCCCAACCUCCGACACAUCGUGCUGGUAGUGAACACCCUGCGGCGUGUCCAGUCGUCCAUGGAUCUGCAAGCGGGCCCCCCGGAGCCCCCCGGCCCGGCCCCUCCUCAGCCAGCCGCCCCGGCCGCGCAGGCCACCCCGCCGGGCAGCCCGCGCUCCCGCCGCCGGGCCACCGGGAGUCGGUCCCCGGGCACCAGCGACCCCCGCAGGGCAGCUACGGAAAAGCGCCCCAAUGCCUGAGGCUCCGGCCGGCCGGCCGGCCCUCCCACCGAGGCCUCCGAGAGCCGGCCUGUUUUCCGGACCUGGACGUCGCUCCCCAGCCAAGCGCCGCGUCCCGUCCGAUUCCCGUACGGUCCUGUCUGAUUCCCGUACGAGCCUGUCCGAUUCCGGCCCGACCCGUCCGAUCCCGGCCCGCCCGAUUCCGGCUCAGCCCGUCAGAUCCCGUCCGACCCCGGCCCGUUCCGUCCAGUCCCGGGCCGGGUCGGGCCGGUCCGUGCCGUCUCAUCCCGGCCCGCCCCGCCCCACCCCGCCCCACCCCACCCCGGCUCGACCCGUCCAGCCCGGUCCCGCCAGCUCCGCAUCCACACCGGUCCAUCCACGAGCGGGACCGCGGACGAGGUCGAGCCCAGCUCCGAGGUCCCGGGGGGGAGGGGGGUCCCAGGGGCCAGACCAGAUCAGACCCGGCUGACGUUUGGCUCCCGGGACCCGUCGGGGAGAUCCGCUCCAGCCCGCCGCCCGAGAGCGGCGAGAAGGAGAGAAGGCCCAUCGAGAUGUCCCGCCUGCGGCGGCGGGCCCACACGCUGUUCCACGACACGGGACAGGCCCCGACGGGCACCUCGCGGGAAGGAGCCGGAGCGGAGGACACCCCAACCCAGAAGCAGCGAGAGAAGACGACGCGGCGAGAUGUGUGAGCUGAUCCGCGCCACCCCACCCGACCCCUCCCCCCCACCGCCUCGCCUGCACCCCACUGACCGGGACUCGGAUGGUCCCCCCCACCCCCCACCCCUCACCCCCGGACGGCCUCCAGGCUUGGAGGCCACGGUCCUGACGGAGGAAUCGAGGUUUGGGUGGCGACUUGCCACCUUCGUGCCCGCAGAGGGCUGGUCGCCCCAUCCCCCCCACCCCAGUUUCAGUGUUCUGACAGACCCCAGCAACUGAGGUCCCCCAAUGUUCUAGCCCGGGGGACCCGAUUGCGAUCUGCGUCGGUUAAAGGCUGUAUUCGAGCCGACGAUAUCACAGAUCUGGUUGUUUGUUUGUUUUCUGGUUGACUUAGACGUAGAAAAAAAAAAACAAAAAAAACCACAAAUAGUUAGAAGUACCUUUAAGUGUAUAAAGCUUGCAAAAAUGUUUCAGGGAUAUAAAUGGUUAAAUGCUGCUGUAGAUUUUUCGUCCAAAUUUGCUAUUUAUUUUAUAGGAACCGAUAAGAUUUUAAAUUGUGUCUCUUUGCUACUCUUCUUUUAAUAGAUGUAAUGAUAAAAAUAUUGGUUUAAAUGUGGUUUUUUUUUUGUUUUGUUUUGUUAAAGGCUUUAUAAUAGAAAAAGAUAUUUAGAUGCUUUCACAUUAAGAAAAAAAAAUCUUGGGUUCAGGAAAAAUUGAAACUUGUUUAAAAAAAAAAAAAAAAAGAUUGUGUCCAAAAGGCUGAAUUUGAUAUCUCCCUGGGUGUCUCUACUUAGUAUCUACCUGGUUGCAGCCUAAUGAGAUAGCAACCGAUUAGACAUUGCUCACCCAAACUCUAAUAAUCGAGUAUUCUUCUGCUCCCCCUUUUUCUUUUAAGAACAGCUGUAAUAAUUAGCAUCCAUGAGAAAUGUGGCUCUCCAGAUUAUUUCUCCCCUAUGCCAGCAGUGGGACCAUACUUUGCGACGCCCACAAUCCCUAAAGUCUGAGUAAUUUUUGAAACCAGCAACAGAUUAAAAUCUGUUCACCAUGUGCACCACCAAUGUGGAAUUCCCAUACUCAAAAUUAUUCUCAGAAUUGCAGCAGAAAGAAAAUUUGUGCUUCUGGUUAAGAUAGCUUGGAGAUCAGCAACUGGGUUUGGGAAGGAUAGUAGUAGCUCUCUGUAUUUUUGUAUUAGCAGCAGUAGGAAGUGUACACCUGUGAAAAUGUGUCCCCCCCCACCCCCCAUUAUUUUUAAGAAAGGAGAAGUACCGAUAGUUGUGCUAGUUCCAGUUGAAGAAUUCUGACCAUAAGCUCUAGAUCUUUUCUUUUAUUGUAUAAAUAUCAAAGUGUUCACAGCAUCUAAGCUAACUCCAAAUUAUAUAUUUUAUAAAUCCAAUAAAUAAAUAAGUAUUGUAUUUGA
Antechinus flavipes (yellow-footed antechinus) is the source of this 2952-nucleotide messenger RNA. RefSeq names its product SERTA domain-containing protein 1-like. The coding region runs from base 399 to 896 and encodes 165 amino acids. Gene Ontology annotation, molecular function: transcription regulator activity. Lineage: Eukaryota; Metazoa; Chordata; Mammalia; Dasyuromorphia; Dasyuridae. The transcript has a single exon. Gene Ontology annotation, cellular component: nucleus. The record is from RefSeq and is a predicted model, not a curated record.